Zingiber officinale is the source of this 2181-nucleotide messenger RNA. Its product is annotated as protein trichome birefringence-like 14. Gene Ontology annotation, cellular component: Golgi apparatus. Gene Ontology annotation, molecular function: acetyltransferase activity. Bases 556 to 1899 code for a protein of 447 amino acids. Gene Ontology annotation, biological process: plant-type secondary cell wall biogenesis; xylan biosynthetic process; xyloglucan metabolic process. The transcript is spliced from 5 exons. Lineage: Eukaryota; Viridiplantae; Streptophyta; Magnoliopsida; Zingiberales; Zingiberaceae. The record is from RefSeq and is a predicted model, not a curated record.
UGCCUUGCCUUCCUGCGUCUCUGCGCCCCUUUAUGCGGCCGCACCAAAGCUUGUGAUCUCUUCGCUCCGUCGCUCUCUUCCUUUCGCUCUCGUUUCAAGCUUGAUACCCGCGAAACCGGCCCCCGCUCCUACGUCGUGGCUUCCUACGGAGUCGGACGCCGGAGAAAUUCCCCCUGGUGAGUUGAUUCGACCGAGGACUCUGGGACGUUUGAGCUCCAGUUCUGUUUUCCGUCUACUUCCGACGAUUUACCUUCUUGGUUAAGAUUCCAUUCGGAGUUUGGUGAGACGUACUGAUAGCUUGAGAUGCAUAAUUGUGCUUUGUUUCGCGUCUUGUUUUCUCCUUCGUGCGAUGUGCUCUGUAGCUUAUUUCUGCUCCAACGAAGAUCUGACACGAAAGAUGAGAGAUAGUUAAAUCGAAGAGAGGAGAGGGAAUGAGAAUGUUGCUGAACACCGAUCAAAGAUGAACUAGCCAAGUUGUUCUUCGUGCACUACUCUUUAGAUCCCACACGAAUUGCAAUAAGAGAAGAGAGCAGCAAGUAAUAUUCAGUGGAAGAGAUGCAAGGUUGCGGUUUUCAUAUAGCCAGAAGCAACAAACUACCUCUUGCACUUCUUGCUCUAAUUUGUGUGUCCCUUUUUCUUUGCCCAUGGGAGAAAGCACCACUUAUGUCUUCUCUACUCCCAUCAUUCGAACAAUUUAGUAUUCUUACUCCAGUAACAGAUGUUCCUACCAGAACUUCCUCUUCCGCAGAUAAAAAAUCAUCACGCGACAGCAUUGGAAGUUCAUCAUCAAAGGAAAUGGAGCAUGUCCCCAUCUUUCUCGCAAAUGACUCUUUGGCAUCCGAUUCAGCACUGAAAGAGGCAAAUGUGGAAGAGUGUAAUUUUGCCAAGGGAAGAUGGGUCGCAGAUUCGACAAGACCUUUGUACUCGGGUUCAGCUUGCAAGCAAUGGCUGUCACCAAUGUGGGCAUGCAGGUUAAUGAAACGCCCUGAUUUCUCAUACGAAGGAUUUCGGUGGCAGCCACAAGGUUGCAAAGUGCCAGAAUUUUCAAGGAGUAGCUUUUUGAGUAGAAUGCAUAAUAAGACAAUUGCCUUAAUUGGGGAUUCUUUGGGAAGGCAGCAAUUCCAAUCCCUCAUGUGCAUGGUCACCGGAGGAGAGUUGAGCCCAGAGGUGGAAGAUGUUGGCAUUGAUUACGGCCUCGUCAAAGCGCCCGGUGCCUUAAGACCUGAUGGCUGGGUGUAUCGAUUUCCAAGUACCAAUACGACCAUUCUGUUCUAUUGGUCCGCCAGCUUAUGUGAAUUGGAGCCUCUGAACACCUCAGGCCCAUCCACACAUUACGCGCUGCAUCUUGAUCGACCGGUGACAUUCUUGAAGCAGCAUCUUCCCAGGUUUGACGUGCUGGUACUUAACACCGGGCACCACUGGAACAGAGACAAGUUCAGGGGAAACCAGUGGGAGUUGUAUGCCGGAGGGAAGCCCGUUGUGGACGGAGAGGAGCUUGCGGACCUGAGGAAUGCAAAAAAUUUCACUCUGCACAGCAUAGCUAGGUGGGUUGAUUUGCAGAUUAAGCGACGUCCACAGCUCAAAGCCUUUCUCAGGACAAUUUCUCCCCGCCAUUUUGUGAAUGGAGACUGGAACACCGGGGGAAGCUGCAACAACACUGUUCCAUUAGCUGGAGGAAGUGAGGUAUCGCAGGAUGGUUCGACCGAUCCCAUUCCUGAGGCUGCAGUGAAAGGCACACGGGUGAAGCUCCUGGAUAUCACUUCACUGUCGCAACUGAGGGACGAGGGCCACGUCUCCAAGUACACCGUCAAAGCGAUACUGGGCGUGCAUGAUUGUUUGCAUUGGUGCCUUCCUGGUAUACCAGAUGCAUGGAAUGAGAUACUCUGUGCUCAACUUUGAAAGCCUUUAUUUAGGAUUUUUUUUUUUUCUUCUUUCUUUCUUAUAUUCUAGGGAGAUUUAACUGCUUAGGUAGUGAGGUUUUUGAACCUUCAUCUGUUUAUAGAACCUUCUUUUUCUCCUUUUUUUUUUUCUCAUUACUAUUGGGAUUCGGUGUCUAUUGGUUGGCUUCUAGCUUUGUUGGCUAGAUAAGAGAAAUUUGUAUCUAGGAUUUUGGAUAUAAUCAAUGAAAUAAAAAUUGUAUCUAGGAUUUUGGAUAUAAUCAAUGAAAUAAAAAUUUGUUUA